Periconia digitata is the source of this 1627-nucleotide messenger RNA. Lineage: Eukaryota; Fungi; Ascomycota; Dothideomycetes; Pleosporales; Periconiaceae. The record is from the annotation of a GenBank genome assembly.
ACUAUUCACUACAUAACCCAAGUCGCAGCAAGACAGGCUGGCAGUCAGUCAGCCUUUUCCGUCGCGGCUUCCCCAACUGAUAGGAUAACCGAGCCGUGCAUGCCAACAAUUAUUCACCCACCUUCUCCAUCCUUGCCUCACAAACGCGUAGCAUCAAUCUGCUCUCACCUUAUUACUCGCCCUCGUCUCCCCGAAACACGUCUGUUGUUGGCCCGCCAGCUUCCUCUGAUCACGACAGCCAGUCGCUGGCCGUUUACAUCACCGCCCGAGCGUCGACUAGCCUAAGAGAGUUACAUAGAGGGGCAAAAACCAGCGAACAUUUCUGCAAAAGCGUCCCGGGCUCGUCAACAACCACUGCAAAUCUCAACAACACCAAAACACAGCAGCCUGGCCAUCAACAUGUCUGAGCCCAUCCGCAACAAGAAGGCCGACUCCAUAACCGCGCCUACGCCGCAAAACACUCCCGCGAAUGCCGCACCCAUAUCCUCGCGUGCCCAACAGCCUGGCGUCGCCAGCAUCAAGGAGGAGGACAUCAGUGCCGCUGCCGGCCUCUUUGCUGCCAACCCUGCUCUCGUCUCCAUGAUGCAGGCCAAACUAGGCUCAUUGGUUGGCCGAUCAAGUGGCUACAUCGAGUCGCUACCCGUCUCGGUCCGCCGUCGCGUCGCUGGCCUCAAGGGAAUCCAAAAAGACCACGCGAAACUCGAGGCCGAAUUCCAGGAAGAGGUUCUUCAGUUGGAGAAGAAGUACUUCGCCAAGUUCACCCCGCUGUACCAGGACCGCGCAAAGAUUGUCAGCGGUGUCUCUGAGCCGAGCGAGGAGCAGGUCAAGGUUGGCGAGACCAAGGAUGAAGAUGACGAGGAUGAGAACCCUGUACCAGAGGAAGAGAUCAACAAGGACGAGGGCAAGGACGUCAAGGGUAUUCCAGAAUUCUGGCUCAGCGCCAUGAAGAACCAAAUUUCUCUCGCCGAGAUGAUCACCGACCGGGACGAGGCUGCGUUGAAGUCUUUGUCCGAUGUUCGCAUGGAGUACCUCGAUCGGCCAGGGUUCCGCCUCAUCUUCGAAUUUGAUGAGAAUGACUUCUUCACAAACAAGACCAUCACCAAGACCUACUUUUAUCAAGAGGAGAACGGCUAUGGUGGUGACUUCAUUUACGACCAUGCUGAGGGCGACAAAAUCGACUGGAAGACCGGCAAGGAUCUCACCGUCCGCAUCGAGAGCAAGAAGCAGCGCAACAAGAACACCAAACAGACCCGAGUGGUCAAGAAGACUGUCCCAACGGAGUCAUUCUUCAACUUCUUCGACCCACCCAAGCCCCCUCAGGAUGAGGACGACAGCUCAUCUGACAUUGAGGAGCGGCUCGAACUGGACUACCAGCUUGGUGAAGACAUCAAGGAGAAGCUCAUUCCCCGUGCCAUUGAUUGGUUCACUGGUGAAGCCCUACAGUACGAGAACAUUGAAGAUUUCGAUGAGGGCGAGUUCGAGGAUGAGGAUGAUGAAGACGAUGAUGAGGUCACCGAAGGCGACUCGGACGAAGACUCAGAUGAGGAGGGUGACGGCACAAAACCAAAGCAGGAAGCUGCUGAAUGCAAGCAGAGCUAAAGGUUGCAUUUCCUUCUUCGACAUUGCU